GCAGAUUACUAUAAGUGGAACUUUCAUAUCGAUUAGUAUAAUCAUCAAUACAUAAUAUUCGUAUAUAGACUACAAGACUAUCAAUCGCCAUAUCUAUAGCCAUAAUAACAAUUGUUUGAAAUUAAAAUAAUUAGUUUAAUCCCUAUACACUGACAAUGUUAUAAAUAAUAAAGAAACUAUAAUGAUCAAGCAAACAAUUAGAACAGGAAAUAGAAAACAUUCAUAAAUAAGGACAAACCGAUAAAACAAUUUAACCAUCUUUAGAAUAGAAAAUAAGAAAGUUGCGGACACAUUAACACUUUCAAGAAGUGGUUUAAAGCAUCCUCUCCAGAAAACAACACCUCUCUUCUGCACAAAUACAAACAGAUCUUCUACAACCAGAUUCCUCUUUGGAAAUAAGAGUGAGUUAUCACAGAAGUAACAAUGUCUAAACACGAUGAUUUUGGAUUAUCCAUUAUCAAAGAUGGCGUUUCCAAAGUCAUCAAAGUCUUCGAGGUCUUGGACAUUAGAUAGUAUGCGACAGGCAUUGCAAGCCGUGGAUGGGGGAAUGUCAAUACGUAGCUCUGCAGAACUUUUUGGAAUACCUCGGAACACUUUGACCUCAUAUGUUGCCAGCGAGCUCAGACCUGACGACGAGAUGAAGUUUAUGGAAAACUUUGAUCCUGAGAAAAGCAAACGGGAGCAGAGAAAAUUGAGCAGAAAGAUUUCUAAUGUGUCCAAAAGGAGCACAGUGUAUGACGAUAAGGGAUUCCACGUCAAGACAGGGCUAGAUCUCUGUGACUGUCUGAAUGAUAUGUGCGAAGGUUGUUUUUUUUCAUGCCCCAAGUGCCGCUCUUUUAAGUGUGGUCAGGAGUGCAGACAAAAUCGACGGUGGAUGUACGAGUCCUAUCAUAUCCAGGGAACAGAUGAAGUGGUCAGCAACCAGUAUCUUGACCAUUGAUCAUUAACAUCGCCUCGUGUUUUCAUUUGUUCUGUUCCUACUUGUAUUUAUUUUGUACCACAUUUUUUAAUCACUGUUGAUUUCCUUUUAAAUACAUUGAAAUGUUUCAAUA
Homalodisca vitripennis (glassy-winged sharpshooter) is the source of this 1052-nucleotide messenger RNA. Its product is annotated as ARL14 effector protein. The coding region runs from base 437 to 940 and encodes 167 amino acids. The record is from RefSeq and is a predicted model, not a curated record. NCBI's taxonomy places the organism in Eukaryota, Metazoa, Arthropoda, Insecta, Hemiptera, Cicadellidae. The transcript is spliced from 6 exons. Gene Ontology annotation, cellular component: intracellular membrane-bounded organelle. Gene Ontology annotation, molecular function: DNA binding.